This is a messenger RNA of Molossus molossus (Pallas's mastiff bat), 2443 nucleotides long. It is a transcript of the gene ZBTB47, whose product is annotated as zinc finger and BTB domain containing 47. Gene Ontology annotation, cellular component: nucleus. The record is from RefSeq and is a predicted model, not a curated record. Gene Ontology annotation, molecular function: RNA polymerase II cis-regulatory region sequence-specific DNA binding; protein binding; DNA-binding transcription factor activity, RNA polymerase II-specific. Gene Ontology annotation, biological process: regulation of transcription by RNA polymerase II. NCBI's taxonomy places the organism in Eukaryota, Metazoa, Chordata, Mammalia, Chiroptera, Molossidae.
GGGGGCAGCGCGAUCCCGCGGGGCCCUGUGAGCCCCCAGCGCCACGGCACCAUGUUGCUGGUUGAGAAGACAACCGACUCACCGGCGGCCGAGUUCUCGCUGGUGGAGGACGUGGCUCUGCACUUCGCCUGCUUGAUGGGCCGUCUGAAUGAGCAGCGCCUCUUCCAACCUGACCUCUGCGACGUGGACCUGGUGCUGGUGCCCCAGCGCAGCGUCUUCCCAGCGCACAAGGGCGUGCUGGCCGCCUACAGUCAGUUCUUCCACUCGCUCUUCACCCAGAACAAGCAGUUGCAGCGCGUGGAGCUGUCCCUGGAGGCACUGGCGCCUGGUGGCCUGCAGCAGAUCCUCAACUUCAUCUACACGUCCAAGCUGCUGGUCAACGCAGCCAACGUCCACGAGGUGCUCAGUGCCGCCUCGCUGCUGCAGAUGGCCGACAUCGCGGCGUCCUGCCAGGAGCUGCUAGACGCUCGCUCCCUGGGCCCCCCCGGCCCCAGCGCUGUGGCCCUGGCCCAGCCGGCCGCCAGCUGCACCCCAGCCUCGCCACCCUACUACUGCGACAUCAAGCAGGAGGCCGACACCCCGGGACUGCCCAAGAUCUACGCCCGAGAGGGCCCUGACCCCUACUCCGUGCGCGUCGAGGACGGGGCAGGGACUGCAGGUGGCACAGUGCCUGCCACCCUUGGGCCAGCUCAGCCCUUCUUCAAGGAGGAGAAGGAGGGUGGUGUGGAGGAGUCCGGUGGGCCCCCGGCCAGCUUGUGCAAGCUGGAGGGGGGGGAAGAGCUGGAGGAAGAGCUUGGGGGAUCUGGUACCUACAGCCGCCAGGAGCAGUCCCAGAUCAUCGUGGAGGUGAACCUCAACAACCAGACACUGCACGUGUCCACCACACCCGAGGGCAAGCCGGGUGCUGCCUCGGGCCCGGCCACCAUGGUGCUGGGCCGGGAGGAUGCGCUGCAAAGACACUCAGAGGAUGAGGAGGAGGAGGAGGAGGAAGAGGAGGAGGAAGAAGAGGAGGGGGGUGGCAGUGGAGGGGAGGAGGAGGAGGAAGAGGAAGGUGGCAGUCAGGGAGAGGAGGACGAGGAGGAGGAAGGGCACAGUGAACAGGAGGAGGAGGAGGAGGAGGAGGAGGAAGAAGGACACAGUGAGCAGGAUCAAGAGAGCUCAGAGGAGGAGGAGGAAGAGGAGGAGGGGGAGGUGGGGGCCAGACAGGGGCCAGCGGGGCGCAGGGGCAGCCGGGCAGAGCCCCCUCCCCACAGCCGCAUGGCCACGCGAUCCCGGGAGAACGCCCGGCGCCGGGCCCCGCCUGAGCCCGAGGAGGCUGGGCAGCGUGGUGGAAAGAGGCCAAAGCAGCCCCCCGGAGCAGCCCCCGCACCCGCUCGAGGGCCCCAGGCCACAGACGGGUUGGGAGCCAAGGUGAAGUUGGAGGAGAAGCAGCACCACCCGUGCCAGAAGUGCCCGCGUGUUUUCAACAACCGCUGGUACCUGGAGAAACACAUGAACGUGACCCACAGCCGCAUGCAGAUCUGCGACCAGUGUGGCAAGCGCUUCCUGCUGGAGAGCGAGCUGCUGCUGCACCGGCAGACAGACUGUGAACGGAACAUCCAGUGCGUGACAUGCGGCAAAGCUUUUAAGAAGCUGUGGUCCCUCCACGAGCACAACAAGAUCGUGCAUGGCUACGCAGAGAAGAAGUUCUCGUGUGAGAUCUGCGAGAAGAAGUUCUACACCAUGGCCCACGUGCGCAAGCACAUGGUGGCUCACACCAAGGACAUGCCCUUCACCUGUGAGACCUGCGGGAAGUCCUUCAAACGUAGCAUGUCUCUCAAGGUACACUCGCUGCAGCACUCUGGGGAGAAGCCCUUCCGAUGUGAGAACUGCAGCGAGCGCUUCCAGUACAAGUACCAGCUGCGCUCCCACAUGAGCAUCCACAUCGGGCACAAGCAGUUCAUGUGCCAGUGGUGCGGCAAGGACUUCAACAUGAAGCAGUACUUCGACGAGCACAUGAAGACGCACACAGGGGAGAAGCCGUACAUCUGCGAGAUCUGCGGCAAGAGCUUCACCAGCCGGCCCAACAUGAAGCGGCACCGGCGCACGCACACGGGCGAGAAGCCUUACCCCUGCGACGUCUGCGGCCAGCGCUUCCGCUUCUCCAACAUGCUCAAGGCCCACAAGGAGAAGUGCUUCCGCGUCAGCCACCCGCUGGCCGGCGACGGCCCCCCCUCGGCCGGCCCGCCCCCCACCCCGCCGCAGGCCGCGCUGCCGCUGCUGCCCGGGCUGCCCCAGACCCUGCCCGGCCCGCCGCACCUGCCCGGCCCGCCGCCACUCUUCCCCGCCUCUGCCAACAGCAGCGGGAGGAUGAGCGACAACCAACCCUGACCCACGCACGCCCGACCUGGAGCCCGGGCCACGGGGGGCACCCCCCUGCCCGCCCCUCUUUGUGGGAGGGCCC